GCGGCCGGCUCGGAGCGCGGCGGCUGCAGCGGCGGGGCGGGGGCCGGCGGGGCCCCGCAGUGCGUGGGCACCAUGGCCCGCUGGCUCCGCGAGCACCUGGGCUUCCGCAGCGCCCGGCCCGCGCCGCCCGCGCCGCCCAAGCCCGACUACCGCGCCGGGCCGCCGCCUCAGCCGCCCCUGCCGCCCGGGGGCGCGGCCGAGCCGCUGGCCGCCGCCCAGCCCGACAUCGUGGCGGCCUACCGGCUGCAGAAGGAGCGCGACUUCGAGGACCCCUACAGCGGCCCGCCGCCCGCCGCCGCCCCCGACGGGCCCCGCUACGUCUCGCCCAAGCACCGGCUCAUCAAGGUGGAGGCGGUGGAAAAGGUGCCCGCCAGCCCCUCGCCGCCGCCGCCGGUGCCGGCCGCCCCCAGCUCGCCCCCGGCCGGUCCCGAACCGCCCGACGAGCCGCCGCAGGAGCUGGCUGUUCUGGAGGACUAUGCAGAUCCCUUUGAUGCAGCACAGGUGGCAGGCAGCCAGGCAGGGCUGGAGAAGGUGAUGGAGAAUGAUGGAUAUAUGGAGCCCUAUGAAGCCCAGAAGAUGAUGGCUGAGAUCCGCCAGAAGGGCCUGCGGGAGGCUCCCGCACGGCCGCUGCCCCUCUAUGACACCCCCUAUGAGCCUGUGCUGGACAUGGACAGUGACUGCUCGGCCUGCCCCAGGCCCAGGGAGUCCCGGCUGCCCGAGGAUGAUGAGAGGCCACCAGAGGAAUAUGACCAGCCCUGGGAAUGGAAGAAGGAGAGGAUCUCCAAAGCCUUUGCAGUUGAAAUCAAGGUCAUUAAAGACCUGCCAUGGCCCCCGCCGGUGGGACAGCUGGACAGCAGUGAGAGCCCCCCGGAUGGGGAGCCCGGUGCCCCCCUCCCUGCUCAGCACAGCUACGAAGACGCCAAUGGUCCCUCGGAGGGGCUGGGCUACGGCCGCACCUCGCCCUGCAGGGAGGAGAAGGCCAGGGCUGUCCUCAGGCACGGCUCCAGCAGCCUCAAGAACACAAAGACACUGACAGCUGAGCCUGGCCCCUUUGUUGGGGAGAGGAUUGACCCUGCCCUGCCCUUGGAGAGCCAGUGCUGGUACCACGGGGCCAUCAGCCGGACGGACGCGGAGACGCUGCUGCGGCUGUGCAAGGAGGCCAGUUACCUGGUGCGCAACAGCGAGACCAGCAAGAACGACUUCUCCCUCUCCCUGAAGAGCAGCCAGGGCUUCAUGCACAUGAAGCUGUCACGGACCCAGGAGAACAAGUACGUGCUGGGCCAGCACAGCCCGCCCUUCGACAGCGUGCCCGAGAUCAUCCAUCACUACGCCAGCCGCAAGCUGCCCAUCAAGGGGGCCGAGCACAUGUCCUUGCUGUACCCGGUGGCCAUCCGUACCCUAUAGGGAUCACCCCCACGAGCCAGGCUCCAGGCUGGCUGCACCCAAAACUGGCCCAUCCCCAGGGCUGAGCGCUGCCGUGCCCAGGAUGGGCUCCAGGCCCGUGAGCGGCUCGCUGGGCACAGCCGCUGCUGGCGGGGAUUGCUGCAGCUGGGCCCCUCGUCCUGCUCUCCCAGGGGCUCCCGUGCUCUGGUUUUGUGCUGGCGUGGCACUGGAAGGACCCCCUGUGCCAGGAGCUGAGUGGGGCUGUGCACACCUCCACACCUGCCUCCUUGGCAGAGCUUGGCAUGCCAGGACUGGAGCUGGGACCUUGGAGAGUCCAGGGAGGGGGGCAGUGUGUGCGAGUACGGGGAUGAAUCAUCCGGUAGCAGGCUUGAGGUACCUCCGUGAGGGUGCCUGGCUCUGCCCAUGAGAGACAAAGCAGCUGUGCUCGAGGUGAGGAGGCUGGCAGGGGUGAGCAGGACCUGCCUGGGGCCAGUGAGGCGUGCAGAGUGCCAGGCAGGCUGCCCUCAGUGCCCCCUGCUCAGUGCUCACUGCCAUCCUGUGCCAAACGUGAACAGUGACCGGCCUUGGCCAUGUGUGCAGCACCACUGCCUAAUAAAGCGGUGCAUGGUUGUCUCCUG
Messenger RNA from Agelaius phoeniceus (red-winged blackbird), 2021 nucleotides. It is a transcript of the gene SHF, whose product is annotated as Src homology 2 domain containing F. The record is from RefSeq and is a predicted model, not a curated record. NCBI's taxonomy places the organism in Eukaryota, Metazoa, Chordata, Aves, Passeriformes, Icteridae. Gene Ontology annotation, molecular function: phosphotyrosine residue binding.